AUGUUGAAGACCUUCUAUCUCGUUUCACUCGCCUUGGGCGCGUCGGCUGUCCCCACCAACAAUCAUUACGCCCAACGUGACAAUGACACUAGUCUCAGUGUCAAGCUCUCUGUCGCAAAUGGUCUUCUGGAUGCACCCACUAAUGGUCGCAUUGUGUUGAUGUUCGCCCCCAACGGAACCGAUCCUCUCGAUGAUACCGAUGUCACCUCUUCUCCGAACAAAAUCUUUGGAAAGAAUGUAUACGACUUUGGCCCAAAGCAACCAGUCACUCUCUCUGGCGGAAACAACGACGGUACUGCUACCGGUGUAUAUGGCUGGCCAAAUGUUAGCUUGAGUGACAUCGAUCCGGGUACCUACAGUGUGCAAGCCUUUCUCACUCGCUACGAGACAGUCACGAGGAGCGACGGUUCGAAAGUUUCUGUCCGUUUUCCAUGUGGCGAUGGCGCGCCUAAUGUCAAUGGAUACGGAAGCUUGAUCACAACGCUCCAAGACAUUGAGAUAUCGGGAAGUGGGCAAACUCUCGAACUAACUUUCAACAACAUCACUGCUGUGGAGAAUUUCGCUGGCAAGGAGAGCGGCGGAUGCAACCAGGGCAACUACGAAGACACAGACACACUCAAGCAUGUCAAGAUCCGAAGCAAGAAGUUGAGCAAGUUUUGGGGUCGCGACAUGUACGUUGGAGCCAACAUAGUACUUCCUGCUGGUUACGACGCCAACGAUAAGAAGACACGAUACCCUGUCAUUUACAACCAAGGCCACUGGCCAGCCGGAGAAGGUGCUUACAACUACGGCGACGAUGAGAAAUUUACGGCAGCCUGGGAUGCUGGUAUUAUUCCUGCAACCAACACCACUGCAGAGCGACCAGCACCCAAGUUCAUCAUGGUAACAUUCCGUCAUGAAGCUCCUUACUACGACGACUCCUAUGCUGUCAACACAGCAAACUUGGGUCCUUAUGGUGAUGCUAUCAACGAGGAGCUCAUUCCUCAUCUCGAAGACACCUUCAACACUAUUCGCGCACCCUACGCACGCGUACAGGAUGGAGGUUCAACCGGUGGUUGGGAGUCGAUUGCCAACGUCAUCUACCGUCCAGAUCUUUUUGGUGUCUGCUUUUCCUCCUACCCCGACUCUCUUGACUUCCACCGUCACCAAGAUAUCGAGCUCUACAGUGCUGCCAAUGCAUACACGCGCGCGAAUGGUAGCUCUGUACCCAGUAUCCGCACCCACACUAAUGGAACGGAGGUGAUUCUUGCCACUGUCGCGCAAGAAAACCACUGGGAACUGACCUUCGGCACGUCGUCACGCUCAUUCAAUCAAUGGGAUGUCUGGAAUGCCGUCUUCGGUGUCCAGGGUUACAACAACUAUCCUCUCGAGCCCUGGGACAAGGUUACUGGUGAGAUAUAUCCCGAGGCUGUUGAGCACUGGAAGCCGUUCGAUCUUAGCGACUACGUCGUUACCAACUUCAACUCUUCCCGCAACCUCGGUGCCGCCCUCGCUGGACGUAUCUUCGUCUACGUAGGGACCUGGGACAACUACUUCCUUAACGAAGGUGUCAUGGAGUUCCAGAAGCGUACCGAUGCCGUUGGAGGAGCUGGUUGGGCCAAUGUCACAAUCCUACCUGAGAAGCCUCAUGGUGGUAACUACCAAGCCCGCGAGAUUUGGGAUUACCUCGAGUUGGUAGACCGAUGGGUCAAGGAUCACGCUCCUGAUGGUCCUUCGCCGCUUUCUCAUUCUGCCACUGCACCGUCUACCCGUGGAAAUGUGUGGGAAGAUGUCAUCAAGUAUGGUGGACGGAAAGCUGCUGUCAAGCGACAAGCCGAUCCUAGCAUCCAGGAUAAGAAGGCUAAGGUGGGCCAAGAGGUUACUGCAAGUGUUGGACGGUGGGAUCCAGGCGUCAAGCUCACCGCACAGUGGAUCUUGAACAGCAAGCCCGCAUGCGAAGCUUUCAGUGUUGAGCAAGGAGCAAGCGUCAAGUAUGCGCCUACAGUAAAGGGCCACAUCCAGCUGCUUGUGACAGGAGAAAAGCGCAACUACGCGACGGAGACACGCAAGAGCGGGAGGGUGCUCGUAGGCAGGUAG
Messenger RNA from Alternaria burnsii, 2076 nucleotides. RefSeq lists its product as uncharacterized. The coding region runs from base 1 to 2076 and encodes 691 amino acids. The transcript has a single exon. NCBI's taxonomy places the organism in Eukaryota, Fungi, Ascomycota, Dothideomycetes, Pleosporales, Pleosporaceae. The record is from RefSeq and is a predicted model, not a curated record.